AUGCAUGCUGAACUUUGGGGAAUUAUUAAAGGUCUCCAAAUAGAAGUUGCUAAUGAUUUACAGAAUAUUAUUGUGGAGUCUGACUCUCUUAUGGCUCUUCAGAUUAUUAAAACAGGAUGCCCAAACUCCCACCCUUGUGCAGCUCUUGUGCAAGAUAUUCUGAUCCUAAGCAGGCGCGUGCAAAAUAUUGAUUGGAAUCACACCUUAAGAGAGGCCAAUGCAGUUGCAGAUAUAAUGGCUAAGAAGGGGCAUGAUCUUCCCAUAUGUCUCCACAUUUUUGAUACACCUACACCUGAUAUUAUUUCAGCUUUAACUUUUGACAUGUAUGGUUCUUUUAGGCUUAGAGGCUUGUAG
Molecule: messenger RNA, 354 nt
Organism: Arachis ipaensis
Lineage: Eukaryota; Viridiplantae; Streptophyta; Magnoliopsida; Fabales; Fabaceae
Source: RefSeq, a predicted model, not a curated record